Molecule: messenger RNA, 651 nt
Organism: Leptopilina boulardi
Lineage: Eukaryota; Metazoa; Arthropoda; Insecta; Hymenoptera; Figitidae
Product: 40S ribosomal protein S9-like
Exons: 3
Coding region: 1-582 (193 amino acids)
Biological process (GO): translation; positive regulation of translational fidelity
Cellular component (GO): cytosolic small ribosomal subunit
Molecular function (GO): structural constituent of ribosome; rRNA binding
Source: RefSeq, a predicted model, not a curated record
AUGGUGAACGGUAGAAUACCGUCGGUCUUUUCUAAGACCUAUGUCACUCCAAGACGUCCUUAUGAGAAGGCCCGACUUGACCAAGAGUUGAGAAUAAUCGGUGAAUAUGGUCUCCGUAAUAAGAGAGAAGUCUGGCGAGUUAAAUACACGUUAGCAAAAAUCAGGAAAGCAGCUCGUGAAUUAUUAACGCUUGAAGAAAAAGACCAAAAACGUCUUUUUGAAGGAAAUGCGUUGUUGCGCCGAUUGGUGAGAAUCGGUGUACUAGAUGAAACCCGAAUGAAAUUGGAUUACGUUCUCGGUUUGAAGAUUGAAGAUUUCCUUGAACGGCGAUUGCAAACCCAAGUUUUUAAGCUUGGAUUGGCGAAAUCAAUUCAUCAUGCUCGUGUAUUGAUUAGGCAACGUCACAUUAGAGUUAGGAAACAAGUUGUCAACAUCCCAAGUUUCAUUGUCAGACUUGACAGCCAAAAGCAUAUUGACUUCUCAUUGAAGUCACCGUUCGGCGGUGGUCGCCCUGGACGUGUAAAGAGGAAGAAUAUGCGCAAGGGAACCGGUGGCGCAGCAGCUGAGGAGGAAGAAGAUUAAUUUUAAGAUUGGAGGAUUCUUUACAGAAGUUGAAGAAUGUUCCAAUAAAAUCGCAAAAAGAAAAUUUUA